Messenger RNA from Daphnia carinata, 621 nucleotides. Its product is annotated as pro-resilin-like. The transcript is spliced from 3 exons. Lineage: Eukaryota; Metazoa; Arthropoda; Branchiopoda; Diplostraca; Daphniidae. The coding region runs from base 98 to 502 and encodes 134 amino acids. Gene Ontology annotation, cellular component: extracellular matrix. The record is from RefSeq and is a predicted model, not a curated record.
GUGUUAGGCUACCUAUGCAAGUAUAUAAGCGGCCAAGUGGACUCGGUAAAGUCAUCAGUCUCUUCUCGUUUCUUCUCCGUACAACAACUUCCACAAAAUGCAGGUCAAAAUCAUCAUCGCUUUCGUCUCAAUGGCCGUCGUUUUGAUUGCUGGACAAGAGCAGCCACAAUAUACAAAUGGAGUAGCCAAGCCUUCUUACGAGCAACAGCAGGCCCCAAUGCCGCAUUCCUUUGCGUGGGCUGUUAAAGAUGAGCCGAGCAAGAACGACUACUCUCACCAACAAGAGAGUGACGGCAAGGUGACCACUGGAUCCUACCGUGUCGUUUUACCCGAUGGUCGCACUCAGAUCGUCACGUACAAGGCGGAUCAAAAUGGAUACGUUGCUGACGUCAAAUACGAAGGCGAGGCUCGCUAUCCGGAAUACAAGCCUUCCUCUUACAACAAGCCAACAGGAUAUCCUACUACGACCGAAGCGGCCAAGCCGGAAUAUCCCUCUGCUUAAGAACAAACUAAGCAGAAUGGAUCGAUGUAUAUUGUUUUUUCAAAGUGUCAUGUAUCAAUAGCUGUAAUUAAUUGUCUUUAUUGCAUUGAAGUGGAUAAAAGAAAAUGCGAUCUAAGAGA